Molecule: messenger RNA, 2594 nt
Organism: Echinops telfairi (small Madagascar hedgehog)
Lineage: Eukaryota; Metazoa; Chordata; Mammalia; Afrosoricida; Tenrecidae
Gene: TRAPPC12
Product: trafficking protein particle complex subunit 12
Exons: 12
Coding region: 109-2484 (791 amino acids)
Cellular component (GO): TRAPP complex; Golgi apparatus
Molecular function (GO): protein binding
Source: RefSeq, a predicted model, not a curated record
GGGUUCGCUACCUCGUUUCCUGGCUCCCUUCACCUUCUGCCCGGACCCAGGUUACAACCGCAGGUGACCCCUCAACUCAAAUCCCAGGUGGGCGGGUGACAGACAACGAUGGAAAAUGUGAACACUAAUAAGGAAGACAUGACCGGGGAGUCUAUUCCAAAUUCAGAGGGCACGGAGAGCAUCCUUCAGCAGGUGACUGAGGAAGAGCAAGCACAGCUUCUCCUUCACGAGGAAACCAUUGAUCUCGGUGGGGAUGAGUUUGGGUCUGAAGGGAAUGAGACCAUAUCAGAAGAUUCGAACAAUUUCAUGGAUAAGCUUAAUGAGCAUAUGAUGGAAAGUGUCUUCAUCUCUGACUCUCCUAAUAACAGUGAAGAUGAUGUGGGCGAACUUGGUUGUUUGCAGGAUGUUGUAGAGCCUGAGGAAAGCCAAUCUGAUAACAAAAUGGAAAAUAUAGAUAAAGAAGGAGUUGAUACUGUGAGUAAUAACAGUGAAACGGACCAUGAGGAUACACCAAAAGAUGUCUCUGACAUGACUCCUGAUAGCAAAGCCUCUUUGAAAGAAGACCCAGCUCAAGAAGAAAUAAAGGACAUGCCUGUAUUUGAAAGUGGAAAUGCAGUGGGCUCCGUCCCAACUGACCCAGAAGAACAGAUGUCAGAAGUAUCUUCUGGUCAGCCUUCUAAAGAUGAACCUGUCCCUGUUUGUACCAUUUUCAGUCAGUCAAAUACAGCUAAUUCCCAACAUCACUUAUUUCUCCAUGAUGGCUUUGAGUCUCAGAUGGUAAAAUCUCCGAGUUUCAGCAGUGCGAGUGAAACUUCAGCCAAGACACCCCCUCAGGUCGUCCAGCCAAGCCCCAGCCUGAGUAAAUUUUUUGGCGAUACAACCAACACAAAUUCGUUGGCUUCUGACUUCUUUGAUUCAUUUACUACCUCCACUUUCAUUUCUGUCAGUAAUCCUAAUGCAGGCUCCUCGGUUCCAGAAAAAUUGUCUUCUCUGACUACUACAGUAGGAGAUAAAUCUCCUGAUUCUGUUGAUCCUUCCUACUCUCCAAGGAUGGAAAGAUCAGAAUCAGGCAUUUCUACAGCUUCUCUAGAAAUUUCUCAAAGCCCCAAACCAUUUUCUCAGAUACAAGCUGUAUUUGCAGGAAGUGAUGACCCCUUUGCCACUGCCCUGAAUAUGAGUGAGAUGGACCGAAGAAAUGAUGCUUGGCUUCCUAGUGAGGGGACCCGGAAUGUUUUGAUUUCUGUAGCAACUCAACAGUAUAGCACUGUGUUCAUUGACAAGGAGAAUCUCACCAUGCCAGGUUUAAAGUUUGACAACAUCCAGGGAGAUGCGGUUAAAGACUUAAUGCUUCGCUUCCUGGGUGAACAAGCUGCCGCUAAGAGACAAGUUUUAAAUGCCAACUCAGUAGAACAGUCUUUUGUUGGAUUGAAGCAGCUAAUUAACAGCAAAAACUGGAGGGCAGCAGUUGACCUAUGUGGACGCCUCCUUACAGCCCAUGGUCAAGGCUAUGGCAAGAAUGGGCUGCCUACCAGUCACACAACAGAUUCACUGCAGCUCUGGUUUGUGAGACUGGCACUACUGGUAAAGUUGAGCCUUUUCCAGAAUGCUGAAGUGGAAUUUGAACCCUUCGGAAAUCUUGAUCAGCCAGACCUUUAUUAUGAAUACUAUCCCCAUGUGUAUCCUGGACGUAGAGGCUCAAUGGUUCCCUUCUCAAUGCGGAUCUUACAUGCAGAGCUUCAGCAGUAUCUGGGAAAUCCUCAGGAAUCACUUGAUAGACUGCACACAAUGAAAACCAUCUGCAGCAAGAUUCUAAUGAAUUUGGAGCAAGGCUUAGCUGAAGAUGGGAGCAUGAGUAAUAUUACCCAAGAAAACAGACAAGCCUCUGUUCAGCUGUGGAGGUCACGUCUGGGCCGGGUGCUGUACUCUGUGGCAAACUGUCUGCUAAUGAUGAAGGAUUAUGUGCUUGCUGUGGAUGCCUAUCAUUCGGUUAUCAAAUACAACCCAGAGCAAGAGCCUCAACUGUUGAGUGGGAUUGGACGAAUUUUCCUUCAGAUUGGAGACAUAAAAACAGCAGAAAAGUAUUUUCAAGAUGUUGAAAAAGUGGCACAGAAAUUGGAUGGACUUCAGAGUAAAAUCAUGGUUCUAAUGAACAGAGCUUUCCUUCAGCUCGGGCAGAAUCACUUUGCAGAAGCCCACAAAUGCUUCACAGAAAUUUUACGAAUUGAGCCAACAAAUGCAGUGGCUAAUAACAAUGCGGCCGUGUGUCUGCUUUAUCUGGGGAAGCUGAAGGAUUCCCUCCGGCAACUGGAAGCAAUGGUCCAGCAAGACCCCAAACACUACCUGCACGAGAGCGUGCUCUUCAACCUGACCACCAUGUAUGAGCUGGAGUCCUCCCGCAGUAUGCAGAAGAAGCAGGCUCUGCUGGAGGCGGUCGCUGUCAAAGAAGGGGACAGCUUCAACACACAGUGUCUCAAGUUAGCAUAGGUCGUUUCCUCUGUCUAGUCCCUCCGUGAGUGACUUGGGUUUUUAUAACUGUAUAAAUAGGAACUAACGUAUGAAUGAAGUUCUGAUUCAAUAAAAUCACCUUCACGGUU